Molecule: messenger RNA, 2360 nt
Organism: Neltuma alba
Lineage: Eukaryota; Viridiplantae; Streptophyta; Magnoliopsida; Fabales; Fabaceae
Exons: 3
Coding region: 80-2077 (665 amino acids)
Molecular function (GO): hydrolase activity
Source: RefSeq, a predicted model, not a curated record
UGGUGGCUCCUUCGCCUGGAAACUCAAUCUGGCUUUCUUCUAUCUAACCACUCUCUUCUCAAUUCUCAGUCCCUGUCAAAUGGCUACCACAGCCAACAACGAAGACAUAGUUGCAGAGAUCGCCACCUAUAUCCGAGUCUACAGAAAUGGCACCGUCGAACGCCCCCGACAAGCCCCCUUUGUACCGCCGUCACUUGACGACCCUCAAACCGGCGUCUCUUCCAAAGACAUCGUCAUCUCCGACGAACCCCCCAUUUCCGCUCGCCUUUACCUUCCUAAAUGCACCACCCAAUUCCACCACGAUGACCACCAAAAACUCCCCAUCUUGGUCUAUUAUCAUGGCGGCGGGUUCUUCUUCGAGUCCGCAUUCUCUCAGCUCUACCACCGUUACUUAAACCUUUUCGUCUCCCAAGUCAACGUCGUCGUCGUGUCUGUAGAGUACCGCCUUGCUCCAGAACACUAUCUUCCUGCAGCUUAUGAAGAUUGCUGGGCAGCUCUUAAAUGGGUCGCAACCUGUUCAACGAAAGACCCCUGUGACGAGCCAUGGCUAAACUACGGAGAUUUCAGCAGGGUUUUCAUAGCAGGUGAUAGUGCUGGCGGUAAUAUUGUCCAUAACAUCGCCAUGCGUGGUGGGGUUGAGGAUUUGCCUGGUGGGGUUAGAAUUUUAGGUGCUAUCUAUGUUCACCCUUAUUUCUGCGGUUCAAGUCCAAUUGGGUCUGAGCCUGUUUCAGGGCGUGACCAGACGGUGCCGGUUUUGGCCUGGAAAUUCGCUUACCCUUCUGCUCCAGGUGGAUUGGAUAACCCCAUGGUCAAUCCUUUGGCUCCUGGAGCACCCAGCUUGGCUGGACUUGGGUGUUCUAGGAUUCUUGUGUGUGUUGCAGGGAAAGAUUCGUCGAGGGACAGAGGGGUUUGGUUCUACGAGGGUGUAAAGAAGAGUGGGUGGAAAGGUGAACUGGAAUUGUUUGAACAGGAAGGAGAAGACCAUGUUUAUCAUAUCUUUCAUCCUGAAUCUGAGAAUGGCAAGAAAAUGACCAAACGCAUGGCUUCUUUCAUCACGAAGGAAGAAACAGAGACAAUGGCUACCACGGCCAACAACGAAGACAUAGUUGCAGAGAUCCCCACCUACAUCCGAGUCUACAGAAAUGGCACCGUCGAACGCCCCCGACAAGCCCCCUUUGUACCGCCGUCACUUGACGACCCUCAAACCGGCGUCUCUUCCAAAGACAUCGUCAUCUCCGACGAACCCCCCAUUUCCGCUCGCCUUUACCUUCCUAAAUCCACCACCCAAUUCCACCACGAUGACCACCAAAAACUCCCCAUCUUGGUCUAUUAUCAUGGCGGCGGGUUCUUCUUCGAGUCCGCAUUCUCUCAGCUCUACCACCGUUACUUAAACCUCUUCGUCUCCCAAGUCAACGUCGUCGUCGUGUCUGUAGAGUACCGCCUUGCUCCAGAAAACUAUCUUCCUGCAGCUUAUGAAGAUUGCUGGGCAGCUCUUAAAUGGGUCGCGACCUGUUCAACGAGAGACCCCUGUGACGAGCCAUGGCUAAACUACGGAGAUUUCAGCAGGGUUUUCAUAGCAGGUGAUAGUGCUGGGGGUAAUAUUGUCCAUAACAUCGCCAUGCGUGGUGGGGUUGAGGAUUUGCCUGGUGGGGUUAGAAUUUUAGGUGCUAUCUAUGUUCACCCUUAUUUCUGCGGUUCAAGUCCAAUUGGGUCUGAGCCUGUUUCAGGGCGUGACCAGACGGUGCCGGUUUUGGCCUGGAAAUUCGCUUACCCUUCUGCUCCAGGUGGAUUGGAUAACCCCAUGGUCAAUCCUUUGGCUCCUGGAGCACCCAGCUUGGCUGGACUUGGGUGUUCUAGGAUUCUUGUGUGUGUUGCAGGGAAAGAUUCGUUGAGGGACAGAGGGGUUUGGUUCUAUGAGGGUGUAAAGAAGAGUGGGUGGAAAGGUGAACUGGAAUUGUUUGAACAGGAAGGAGAAGACCAUGUUUAUCAUAUCUUUGAUCCUGAAUCUGAUCAUGGCAAGAAAAUGACGAAACGGAUGGCUUCUUUUAUCAUGAAGGAAGAAACAGAGCUGGAUUGAUGGAUUCGACUGCGUGUGAAGUUACAGCGAUUUUCUGUAAAAUGUGUUCUUAUUCUGUUAUGCUCUUUGCGGUUUAAACAGGGAAAGAUUCAUAGUGCGUUCCCUUCCUGCAAAUCUGUAUUGUCAAGUGUCUAGAUUCGUUCUUGUCGCGUGUAUUUGGUUUUACUCGUCAGGAUCUCUUCACUAUCUGCUAGAUUUUUCUAAUUACUUGUUCGAACCAAUAUGUUGUUCGGAAAAGUUGUCAUCUUGCUCAUCAAUAAAGUUGCAGUACAUCUUGUUUGUA